Molecule: messenger RNA, 9008 nt
Organism: Volvox carteri f. nagariensis
Lineage: Eukaryota; Viridiplantae; Chlorophyta; Chlorophyceae; Chlamydomonadales; Volvocaceae
Exons: 15
Source: RefSeq, a predicted model, not a curated record
GCUGUCACGCGGACUCGUACGAGCUGAUGGCGAUAUGGGCGAGCUUUGUACAGACCCUGGGGCUGUCGCAGGGGGCCUUCUUCAACCCGGAGACCUUCACGCCGCUGGUUCACAACGAGGCCAUGCGCGCAGCACUGCUCUUUCACAGGGAGCUCGCCGCGUUUGCGCCGCCACAAGGCCUAGCCAACGCCACCAACUGCAACAGCAUGUAUGGUACAGCGGCGCCGCUGUAUGAGGCGGGCAUGUGCGCCUUCCAACUCGCACCGCAGCCCGCUCACAAGCGCAAUGUACUGCUGUCUCCGUCCGCGGCUGUACGGAAAUUCUCUCGGGUCACAUGGCUGCCGGGCGCCACUUCGGUUCUGGACCGACCCACGGGUCGCCUGGUGCCCUGCAAAUACUCCAUCUGUCCGUUUGCGGAGGUGGUGCCUCGGUGGCCAGGCGAGGCGGCGCUGGGGGAGGCACUGCUGUCCGGUAGCGCCUCCGUCUUCGCCGCCGCAGCUGCCGCGCUCGCCGCGGCUCCGCCACCGCCUCCGCCUCCGCUUCCAUCCUCCGGCUUUGGCUUUACUCUUGCCAAUAUGGCGCCUGUUCUGGGACUCAGUCCAUUGGCGCUGGGAAUCAACAACUUCACGACUCUGAGGCAGAAGGCGUACUCGGUGCGAUGGCUGCGACGUGUUACGGACUCCGACACGGUUUGGAAACUGGUGGUAUCUCCCCUAACCCCCCUGGCGCCGUUCCGCUACGAGCACUUCUCUCCGUCCAACCUGCAGUACUGGACGGAUGCAGGGUACGACGCAGCGGAGGCGCAGGACUACUUGGCGCUGACGUACGACAUGCUGACGCACAGGAACCUCCUGUCGUACCCGAUGGCUCUUCAGCGUAUGCUGCAGUACAGAGCUGCCCUCCACACAGCCGCCUAUAACCUCUCCAAUCCCGUACUGUCCGUGGAGGAUAUAAUGGAGUCCAUGGCGAAAUCUUUAGAGGUCACGUUUGGGUCGGCGGCGUACGGCUUCGGCACGCUGAGGCUGCAGUACUUGCGGUCCAUCGGGCGCGACGACCUGCUGUCAGCGCCAGCGCCGCCGCCGCCACCGCCGCCGCCGGAGAUGCGGUAUGUGGUCGGUCGGGAGAAGGGGGUGGUGGCCGGCGCGUUGAAGCAGGGCGCCGUCGCGUCGUCGGUAGGCGCCGCUGUCGGUACGGCGGCGGCGGCGGUGCUGUUGGCGCUGGCGGCUUUUGUGUACAAGCGGCUGAUGGUGGAGCGCGGUUGGGGAUCCAGUAAGGAUCCGGGCGUUGGGCGGCAGACGACCCUGGUUGUAACGGUCCUUUGGGAGGAUCUGGACGCGCUUGUGAUGGACUUGGCGCUCAAUGUGCACCAUGAAACCAUCCGCCGCGUCAUCGCACACUGGUCGGGCUACGAAUCCGUCACGGAAGGCGACUCCUUCACAGUUGCUUUCCACAACGCAGAGGCCGCGGUGGGUUUCUCGCUACACGUGCAGUCGGAGCUCAUGGAGCAGCCCUGGCCGCCCGAGGUGCUCAUGCACGAUGCAUGCAGGCCCGUAUACGUGGUAGGGACCAAGCGGCUGCGGCACUUGAUGACCAAAGCCGCAGCGGCAGCCGCGCCCCGGCCAGUCACCCAUGUCGUCAUGAACACCCUGGACACGGAACCGACAGGUGCCUCAGCAGGGUCAGCUAGCAUGGCCCCCGCGCACAGCUCCGGAACCGGUGCCGCCGGCGGCGGCGGCGGCGGUGCGCUGUCGCUGUCGCUGUCGUUGCGCACGUUCAGCAAGGCGAUACGGAGGCUUGACGGCAUGUCCGGUCAUGUACGGCGCAGCAUGUCGUUCGCCACUCGACCUGCUUCGGGGUCUCAUUCGGCUCGCGGUGGCAGCCUGCUGCUGGCCGCGCUAGCUGGCCGAGUUGGCGGGACCAACACCGGCUUGGGUAGUCCGAGGGCUGGCGGCGGCGGCGGCGGUGGUGGCGGCGGCGGUGGUGGCGGCAGCGUCUCGGGGCUGGCGUUGGGCGGCCGUAUCCACACAGGCGACAGCAUGCUGUUGGAUGCUGCACAGUUGUAUGAAAAUACGGCAUCGUCCAGCGCCCGGAACCUGUUUGACCAUUUUUUGCCGUACAAUGUGACCGUCGCAGCGCCAGCGCCACGUUUGGGCCCCAGCGGCUCCGCUAUUCCUGCUGCUCUCGCUGCCGCCGUCGCUGGGGGAUCCGUGUCCACUUCACUUUCGCUGGGCAGGCUUCCCGCGGGCCUUAUCGCGGCCAAUGCCUCGGGCGCUGGCGGCGGCGGUGGCGGCGGCGGUGGCGGAGCCGGUACUGCGUUCGCGUUUGGCAUCUGCGCCGGUCGUGUGCCUAGCAUCGGCGGGCCGCCCCAACGUCAUAUGUCGCCCCUUCGUGGGGAGUCUAUGGAGCGCAACGACAGCGGCGCAUUUCCGUUGCUGGCUGACGGCGACGCCGACGCCGACGCGGCGGCGGCGGCGGCGGCAUUGGAUUCAGCCGGGGCGUUGGCAGCGUCAGGAUUUACCCUCUCCGGGCCGCCGCCGAUGAAUCGGUCCGGCCAGGUAUCACGUACAGGGACGUACGGCCUCGUGACGUCAGUUCCCGAGGAACCGACUUUGUCGCCGUCGAUUUCGCGCCUAGUGCGCCGUACGCAAAGCAAUGUCGUAGUUGUCAGCGGCGUUGGCGGCGGCGGCGAAGACGCGUUGGCGGCGGCUGAGUCGUCGUGGCAGGCUGGUACGGCAUCAGCUGCCAGCUUUCGAGGGCCGACGCCGGCUCAUAUGUCUUCGCCGCUGAAGGCGUUUUUGGACGGUGCCGUUGCAACCGGCGCCGGCCGGCGACCCAGCCGGCUUGCUGACCCACCGCCGCCGAUCUACCAGCCCUCCCAAGACGAUGCCCGUGACCAAGCCGGCAGCGGCGGCGUUCUACCGACCCCAUCGUACCUGUACGGAUCGGUUCCCGACACGGCGUCGCUGCGUUAUACGGCCGGAACAGUAGCAGCAGCAGCUGGCGGCGGCGGCAUUAUGCCCCAUGCGCCGCCAUCCCUUCCGAAUGAGCUCCGUCAGCGUCAGCUGCUGGACGACAGCGGGGGCGGACCCACGGGUCGCUCUCUACAGGGCUGGCGCUCCUGGACAGAGAGCUCCCUUGGCUUCCUCCGCCGCGUGCAGCGAAGUUUCCGUCACGUCACGUCCGCGGCGGCGGCGGCGGCGGCGGCUUCCAAGGUUAGUUUCUCUGGAGCGCGGUCCGGAGAAUCUGGCGGGGGCGGCGCCGCCGCCACAGGCGGUGGGAGCGGCCCCGCCACCGCCAUCUCCGCGGCGGAGCCCCUGGAGUUCACGGGCCGCGAAGCCGCCGCCGCCGCCACGGCGGCGGUCUGGGAGUUGGAAAGCCGGUCAAGUUCCCAGUCCCAAGGAACUCCUAGCAGCAAUGUGUCACAAGGGUCCAACAUUCAGAGCACGCUGCAGCUGCAGCCCAUCCGCCAGGGCCGGCGCGGCGGCAGCAGCACCGCCGCUGCCGGCGGCGCCGCCGGCAAGACGCUGUACGCUUCGCCAUCAACGUACGGCUCGGAGCUGCGGUCCACGUGGACGGAAUUGCCGUACAACCUGGGUAUCGACCCCGCAAAUGUGGGAGCUGUGCUUGUGUUUCGUGGGCCCCGAGUCCGCUGCGGCCUGCACAGCGGUGUGCGCACCCCGGCGGAACUGUGCUCCCCCCAGUUCCUGGCCAACCGCGUGGCGCUGUGGCGGCUGGGCGACUACGUGCUGGGCUCACCACGACUGCCCGCCACAAUCUACCAGCUUUCCAAUACGGCCCUGGUGCUGAGGGCGGCGCUGCAGCGACCGCUUACUCGGACUUUCAUGGCUCUCGGCCGGGGUCUGCUCGAUGCCCCGCUGUCGGUGGUGGCGUGUGCGGCCAUUCGCCUGGCGCCUAGUUCGCUGCUGGAGAGCGCCCCACCGGCCGUCAGCCUGGAAGCGGCGUCAGUCCUUCAGGCUCUGUGCUACCAGUACGCGCGGCUGCAUGGCGGCUACCUGGCACAGCUGGGCGUGGGUCGGGCGCUGUGCGUCUUUCCGGACGCGUACCGAGCCGCGUUGUGGGCUGCACUGGUGGUGGCGGGUAUGGCGGGCCAUGGGUGGAGCGAUGAGCUACUGGCGACGGAGUGCUGCGGGGCGCGGAGUAUCCUUGACUCAAGGGGGCGUGAGGUGCAGCUCGCGCGGGGGCCUCGAACACAGGCAGUAGUGCACUUCGGCGCCGUGUCCACCUCGCUACAUCCGUUAACCGGUCAAUUGUCGUACGAAGGCGGGGCCGUCGACAUGACGAUGCGCGUCCUACACGGCCUCAGUACGACAGGUGUGGUGGCCACGUUGGAGGCGGCGGCGUCGCUGCGGCGAUACCACCCUGCGGAGGCGGCACGCGCAGCGGCGGCUCUGGGUGCCGUCGCUGGCGGCGCCGGCGCCGGCGCCAACGGCAGCAACACCAGCAACGGCCCACCGACGUCGCAGCAGCUGGUUUUGCCGUAUAGAUACCGUACGGAUGUCGAGGGUGGCGGCGGCGAUGGCGCAGGCAGCGUCAGCGCUAGUCAACGCAGUAGCGCUGCGACUUGGCGGGACGUGUCCGUGUCUGUACGGUCGAACCUGCAGCAGCAGCAGCUGCUGCCGCCGCCGCACAUCCUCGCUUAUCCUCACCACCCUCACCAUUACCACCACAGCCAGCAGCAUCAGGGGCAGCAGCCUCAGGACGGUCUGCUUCCCCGAUCCCGAUCCUCAGCCGACCGCCUGCCUUUGCCUCCGGGCCACACAAGUCGAGACGCCGGCGGCAGUAGCAGCGGCGGAGGGUACGGCGGCGGCGGCGGCGGCAGUAACCCUCGUGGGCGGUUGUUGUCCAACAUGCCGCAGCCUCGGGUGGGCGGCCAAGGUGCGCUAGCCAGCGGGGCCUUAGCUGCUGGACGGCAGCCUCGAGUUGUCGUACCGCGCCGCGCCAGCGGCCCAAUCUUGGGCCGUGGCGGCGGAGGCGGCGCCGCCGCCGCCACCUCUGCCGCUGCUGUUCCCAUGAGCCCAUCUGUGGGUAGUCCUGACGGCAUGCUAGCCGCCGCGGCUGCCGCCGCCAGUAGCCUCUCGUGGCGGCGCGGCGACGACGUCCUCCGUGGCAGCAGUACGGCACAACGCAGUCCGGCGCCGCGGCCGGCGCCGCCGGUAAUACCAGUUGGGACUGACUCCGCCAACACCUCAGGUACCGACGGCACCGACGGGGGCGGCGGCGGCGGCGGCGGCAGCCGGGGGGAAGGUCACCUGGACAGCGGCGGCGCCGCCGCCGGAACCUCGAUGUCGGAGGCAAGGCGUGGAAGCCAGCAGUCCUUCCUUAACCUCGGCGCGAUGGCGGCGUUCCGUAGCUGCGGCGGCGGCGGGGGCGGUGCCGCCGCCGCCGGAAGCGGUGCGCCAUCGCCUGCCUUGGGCCCCAGCGGCGACGCCGCUGCUGGCGGUGGAGCUGCCGCAGGCGAGGCGGCAGCCCGUGCCGCGGCACUCAGCACCGCCGGCGGCACAUGCAACGACUCCCUGUUGCUGCUGCUGACCAUGUCGAGCGAGUUGCCGCCGACGUCUGCUUUGGCAGGCUUAACGGCGGCCGCUGGCGGCGGCCGACGCGAUUUCAGCAGCGGCAAUCCGUUGUUGGGCUGGAUGGUCAGCGGCGGCGUACCUUUGGGCAGCGCCGCCGCCAAUGCCAUGGUCACGAGCACACGGCCGGGCCGCUCGGGGUCUCACCUGGACUCUGCCUUUGCCAGCGCCUCAGACAUACGUACGGGGGAUUGCACCGGCGCUGACGGCAUGGAGGUGUCGUCACUGUCACAGAUUGUGGGGCCCCAGUCUGCUGCUCAUGCUAUAGCUACCACCGCCGCCGGCGAGGAUGCGUCGCCACCACAGGAGCCGAUGCCGCCGGCGGCAGCGGCGGCGGCGGCGGUGGGUGCGGAUGUGGGGGAGGGUGUCAGCGCUGCUAAUGUUGCGACUGCUGCAACGGAGGCGGCGGUGACGGCGGCGGACGUGACUGCGGUGGCAGGCGCAGCGAUGGCACCUGCAGCGGGGUCAUCGACAGUGGCGGCGGUGGCGGCGGAUCCCGGCGAUGAAGUAAAAAGACGCAAUACGACUACCGUGGCUUCAGAGCCGCCGUACACAUCAUCAUCAUCAUUACAAUCACAAUCAUUACCGCGGACCGUUGCGGCCGCGGAAUCGACUUCUCCACACCUGCUACCGCCGCCACUGCCGCCGCCGACGGUGCCGCCGCCGACGAAGGUGCCGCCGCCGCCGACGGUGCCGGCGGUUGGCGCCGCUGGUUUGGUGUCUCAAAUCGUCAAUGCGCCAUCCGUACCGUCGAAUGACGCCAGUGACUGUCGACCGGUUCCGCCAGGGGCCGCGAUAUCGUCACAAUCCGUGUCUUCUGGGGGGUCAUUGUCGCCGUCGUCGCCGCUGUCCAAAAGGCGCGGCAACACCAUUGUCGUGGCGGCGGCCGCCGCCGCCGCUGCCGCUAGCACGGUUGUGGCGGCCGCCGCCGCUGCAGCGGUGGCGCUGCCGACGGCGCGCCAGAGCGUCGACUCCUCCGCCGCCGCCAUCAGCUCUACACAGCCCAGCGACUCGGCAGAGGCGAGUUCGGAUCCAGACGUGGCGCCAUCAGCCGCCAUGGUGUUGCCGCCGCCUAUCAGACGGCCACCGCCGCUGCCGCCGUACCCGCGACAGCUGCGAGCCCAGCAAAGCGCCCGCGACGCAGCCGCCAGCGGAGGACUAGGCCCAGAGGAGCGAGUCUAUCAGUCUUUCACUUUUGGACAGAAAGGCAGCGCCAUGGCGCGUCCGCGGCUGCAAGAUCUGCUAGCGGUCAGUCCGUACGCCUCGACGGCGGCUGCGGCCAUCGCCGCAGUCGCCGGAGGCACAGGCGGCGCUGGCAGCCGCCGCGCCGGGCAGCAGGGCAAAGGGCACGGCGCGCGAGGUCGCGCAGGUGCAGCGGUGGGGUACGGCAACGGUGGCGGCGGCGGCGCGCAGCGAGGCGACGCCGUCACCGAAUGGAGUCCGCCGAUUGUGCCGUCGGACGCGGCGGGCAGGACCUGGGGUGCGGACUUGCCGUCGCCGCCGUCAAGCCGUACGGGGUACGGCGUUGGGCAGAGUUCGUCGUCCCUAGAGGCCCUCAUCCGAGGCCCCAAUGGACGCAUCAGUCGCUCGUUCACUUUCACGACACAUCGCCGCUCGCCCCUGGCUAUUUCGUCGUACGCUGGCGAUCCGGAAGUCGGUGCCGCCACCAACGGCGUCGCCGCCGCCGGCGGACCAAAACCUAUGUCCAGUCUUUCGCGUGUGCUGUACGGCGCCGGGCCUGCGCGUCAAAAUUCGGGUGCUGCAGUCAGCAGCGCUGGCGGCGAUGGCCCCAGCGGCGCCACCUCCGCCGCGCUGAUGCACCCCUCGCCGUCCUGGCCUCGGACUACCCGCGGACGGCGCGGCGGCGCACCGCCACAUCACCCGCAAGGCAGCGGCGGCGCCGGUGGCGUGGCGGCCGCCAUCGCCGCCGCCGCCGCCUCUGGUUCACUUGUUUCGGGCCCGUAUGGCGCCGGCUCGGUGCAGUACUGGGCCCACGCCGGCGUGUCGCCAUUCGCCCUGCAGUCGGACUUCCCCCACAGCAGCAACAGCGUCGGGACGCUGCAGAUGUCGCACCACUCGACGCAGCUCAGGAUCAGCAUCGGUGAGAUCCGGGUCAACAGCGGCAACAACGAUGGCCGAGGCAGCGGCUGCCCCUCGGGCGCCUCCGCCGCUGCCUCACCGCCAAACUGGGAGCCGCCCACCGCCACAACCAGCUCCGCAGCGACGGCAGCGGCGGCGGUGGCGGAGCCGCCGCCGCCGCCACUGACGCUGGCCAGCGGCCCCAGCAGCGGUGCCGGACAGCUUAGCGGCAUCCUAGCGCGGGUCCGCAGCACCAUGGCAAAAUCCAGAUCCAAAUCCCUCACUCGUGGAUUCGUAUCGGCCAUCACCCCGCUAGACACGUCCUCGCCAACUGCCGGCACGUCGCCCCAGGGUGGGAGCGGCUCAGGAUCUAUACGGCACGACUCGGCAGUGGUGGCGGCGGCAGCGGCGGCGGCGGCGGCCAUCACCGCAGGAUCCGGCGACGCCAGCGGCGCCAGCAUGCGCCUUCCAACGCCAUCGCAAUUCCCGUCAGGCAGCAGCGGCGGCGGCGGGGCCGGCGGCGGCGCCGUCACCGCACCAUCCCGUACGCUGCGUGGCCUUCUGCUAACGGAGAAGCUGCCGACGCUGCCUGAGGCUCGUAUGGCGCCGUUGCUGCGGGAGGUACGGCACCUGAGGCUGCGGCUGGUACCCCUGCGACUGGCAACUCGUGGGAUUGGCGGCGGCGGCGGCGGCAGUGCUGCCAAAGGGUCCAUCACGUCGGCGGGGACGGCGGCAACGCAGGAAACCGGGGACCCCAUGACUGGCGGAACCGUCGGGGAGGCUCCGCCGCCACCGCCGCCGUACGAACGACAGGAGCGACAGCGGCGGGAGCAGCAGCUGUACGGCGCAGGGAGGGUUUCGGAGUAUAUGCAGGGGAACCUGCGUCUAGGAACGGACCCCGGAUUCGUCGCCUCCACCUCCCCUUCCGCCUCCCUCCUCGGCAUGUCCGGAGGGGGGCUCGCCUCUGGACCCGAGGCCCCGGGCUCCACGAUGAGGCGGCGGUGGGAGGCGGGGAGGCCGUCGGUGGACGGCGACACGCUGCUACCCACUACCGGCCCAAGCAACGGCGGUGGCGGCGGCGGAGCUGGGGGCGGAGCUGGCGGCGGCGGCGGCGGCGGCGGCGGCGACGAGUCCCCUGGCACCGCUGCCCUAGUGAACCAAUUUCUCAGUGGGUUUGCGGACCUGUCUGACCCCCAGCUGGCGGAGCUGUGGGCUGGUCACCCGGAGUGGUCGCUGCUGCAGGACAGGAGGCUGGCGGACGUGGCACAGCUUCGCACCCGGUUGGCCAUCCAGGCGGCAAACGACCGGGUGCUCGACAGAGACAACUUCCUCUUUUGA